AUGCCAAGAAUUCCAGUCAACCCGCCAAAGGAGUUUGAGAAAGUAAGGACCUUUCUGGAAAAUAUGGAGGCUGAGAUGCGAAAGGCUGAAAAUGCACCUACUGUUCCAAAUCCUCCAGAAAACUACUGGCCCAUAUUCCAGCUCCAUCAUCAGAGGUCUAGACACAUAUAUAAUCUUAAGAAAAAAGGUGAGAUCAGUAAUGAAUUGUAUAGAUAUCUUUCCCUAAAUCAGUUUGUGGACCAUGAGCUGGUUUGCUACUGGGAAAGAGAAGGAUACGAGGGCCUGUGCUGCCUCAGGUGUGUUCAGCCUAUAGACAGUAAGCACGGAAAUGUAUGCAUAUGUCGAGUGCCGCAGAGAAACAUCGAUGUUAAUAAGGCCAUAAAGUGUGACAACUGCGGCUGCAGAGGGUGUUCUGGAUACUAA
Encephalitozoon romaleae SJ-2008 is the source of this 423-nucleotide messenger RNA. Its product is annotated as G10 cell cycle control protein. Bases 1 to 423 code for a protein of 140 amino acids. Lineage: Eukaryota; Fungi; Microsporidia; Unikaryonidae. The record is from RefSeq and is a predicted model, not a curated record. The transcript has a single exon. Gene Ontology annotation, cellular component: spliceosomal complex; nucleus. Gene Ontology annotation, biological process: mRNA splicing, via spliceosome.